AUGUCGAAGCGGCAGCGCGCGACACACACAGGCAGCGGUCGCUGGUCCCGGACCGCAGCACAUCGUCCCCAUCCGCAGGCUGUCAACAACCCCAAACCCGUCCAGAAUCCAACCUCAGUCGCAGCGAAAGACAACGAUAGCAGUAGUGAAGAAGAUGGUGAGAUAAGACCUCUCAAGCGCAUGAAGCUGACCUCGUCCACAUCAGGCGAUUACCAUGGUCCCGCAAAGAACAACAUCAGAGGCCUGAAGAACACCAGAAGUCUGUCCUACGCCGAAGGCAGCCACCGCGGCAAUCGCUCCUUCGCGAAGUUGAAGAGCAACAGAAGUCUUUCAUACUCGCAGGUCCAGCACACUCGCGCAGUCGCUCCACGGCAUCAUAGCUCUGCCAGACCGAUACUCAGCGGAAUGGAACCCGCAGAUCUACACAACCUGGUUCAGGCCUACAAAGCGGCGGAAGAAGCACAAAAGCUAGAGGCUCAGCGUCAGGUGGUCGAUCGUGCCCUGCGCAAGAUCGAGAAGUGGGCGGAUAUGUGGCUCGAGGGAAAGCUAAGCGGCGACGAGGACUGGGCGACACUUGGACUGGCUUGGAUGAUGCCCGACAACUAA
Messenger RNA from Cyphellophora attinorum, 606 nucleotides. RefSeq lists its product as uncharacterized. The record is from RefSeq and is a predicted model, not a curated record. Bases 1 to 606 code for a protein of 201 amino acids. The transcript has a single exon. NCBI's taxonomy places the organism in Eukaryota, Fungi, Ascomycota, Eurotiomycetes, Chaetothyriales, Cyphellophoraceae.